Molecule: messenger RNA, 2151 nt
Organism: Perkinsus marinus ATCC 50983
Lineage: Eukaryota; Perkinsozoa; Perkinsida; Perkinsidae
Product: transport protein, putative
Exons: 17
Coding region: 1-2079 (692 amino acids)
Biological process (GO): COPII-coated vesicle cargo loading; intracellular protein transport; endoplasmic reticulum to Golgi vesicle-mediated transport
Cellular component (GO): COPII vesicle coat; endoplasmic reticulum exit site
Molecular function (GO): zinc ion binding; GTPase activator activity
Source: RefSeq, a predicted model, not a curated record
AUGGACUACUCAGAGCAGGAUAAUCUGAAUGGCAUUCGUUUGAGUUGGAACGUCUGGCCGACCAAUAAGCUCGACCAUACCAGGAUAGUUGUGCCUAUGGGAGCUCUAUACACUCCAUUGAAGCAGACGAGUAACCUCAACUUUUUCGAAUAUGAACCUGUACAGUGUCGAACCCGCGACUGCAACGCCAUAUUGAAUCCCUAUUGUGUGGUGGACCUGAGGUCCAAGACGUGGGCAUGCCCCUUCUGUCUCCAGCGUAACUCCUUCCCGCAGAUGUACGCUCAGGUUAUCUCUGAGACGAUGUUGCCUGCUGAGCUCCAACCACAGUACACUACUAUCGAGUACAUCCUUCCAAACCAGUCCGCUCAGCCUCCAGUGUUCCUCUUUACUGUGGAUACGUCCAUCUACGAGGAGGAGUUGGAGCAGUUGAAGGACUCCCUACAGCAAUGUCUGUCUAUGAUGCCUCCGGACGCGCUAGUCGGUCUCAUCACCUUCGGGACUAUGUGCUACGUCCACGAACUCGGUAGAGCUCGUACAGUGAGAGGAGUAGAACAUGAUGUCCGAUCCGAUCACAUGUGGACCUUCAGCAGGAGGAGAAGAACGCGAGGUAAUGUCGGGCGAGGAUUUCUAAUUAUAUUUACUUAUACGCUCAUCCCUCUCGAAGUCCAUCAUAAAUCAUUAAAUAAAUCUUCAUCAUUAAAUUUUAUUGUUAGUAAUUCCCGUUGUAGUUUGCCUCACACGAAUAUCAGAUAUACCAAGGCGGCGAUGAAGUACUACAACAGCAUUGCCACUCGAGCCGUCCACGCGGGUAUGGCGGUUGACAUUCUGGCCUGUAAUCUGGAUCAAGUGGGGCUGUACGAGAUGAAGGUGGUCAGCGAGAAGACUGGUGGCGCCGUGGUCCUCAGCGACAGUUUCUCCAUGCACGUCUUCAAAGCGUCGUUCCAGAAGAUGUUCGAGCUCGACCAGGAUGGGUACCUCCAAAUGGGGUUCAACUCCAAGAUUGAUGUGCUCACAUCGAGGGAGUUCAAGUGCUGUGGUUGCAUCGGUGCAUGCUCGAGUGCUGGCAAGAAGACCGCAUCAGUGGCGGAAACUGAAAUCGGCGAAUCAGGCACGACUCAGUGGACGAUGGGUGGCUUAGACAAGAAUACAACCUAUGCAUUCUACUUCGAGCCGACAGCAACCCAGGCAGCAUCGGGUGGUGGACCACGUCAGAGUUACUUACAGUUCCAAACACUGUAUAACCAUCCAAGUGGGCGGAGGCGUUUGCGAGUUACUACGGUGUCCACGCGCUAUGCUGACCAAAUAUCUGAUAUCGCCACAGGAUUCGACCAGGAGGCGGCCGCAGUUCUUAUGACGAGGUUUGCGGUGACCAAAUGCGAGACGGAAGAUCCGCUGGAUGUCAUGCGAUGGGUCGAUCGUAUGCUCAUUCGGCUGAUCGCUCGGUUCGCUGAUUAUAGGAAGGACGAACCGAAUUCUUUCCGUUUGGCGAAGGAGUUCACCAUCUAUCCCCAGUUGAUCUACCAUCUCAGACGAUCCUCCUUCCUACAAACCUUCAACGCAUCACCCGAUGAGACUGCGUAUUAUCGUACUAUCCUCAUGCGUGAGAAUACUAACAACUCUCUAGUGAUGAUCCAGCCUGCGCUCUUACAGUAUUCAUUCGAGGAAGGUCCGCCGCAACCGGUCCUCUUGGAUUCUACAUCGUUGAAGCCCAAUGUUAUCCUAUUGCUGGAUUCUUACUUCCAUGUGGUGAUUUGGAGAGGAGAGACUAUCCAAGCCUGGUUUGAGGCAGGCUACCAGGAUAAAGAGGAAUACGCUAACUUCCGCCAGCUACUGGCCGCCCCUGAGCAGGACGCCAAGGCGAUCCUCAACGAUAGAUUCCCGGUGCCUAAGUUCGUCCAGACGAGCCAGGGUGGCUCCCAGGCCCGUUUCCUUACGUCCAAGGUUAACCCGUCGGUCACUCAGAACUCGGCAUCUGGAGGGUUCGGGGACGGCAACUAUGACGGUUCUGUGGUACUCACUGAUGAUGUGAGCUUGCAGAAGUUCAUUGAGUGCUUGAUCAAACUCGCUGUACAGUCGUAGUCGAUGCCAUUAUGCUUAACAACCUGCCAACUGUUACCGUUAAAUUUUAUCAUAGUGGUUUCCUGGUACGAC